AAUGUAUUAAGAACAUACAAUUAAGUAAUCACACUUCAUUAAUAUCUAAGUGGAGACAUGAAUGAAAUAAAAAGAAGAAGAAUGAAUGAAUUACAACCUAAAAUACAUAUCUAUAAAUAAAUUUAAGCAAGUGUAUCUGUUAUUGAAGAUGCAAAAUAAUUAAUUGGUUUGGGUGGAUCUUCAGAUGAAAUAUCAAUGUUAAAUGAAGAAAUUUAAGUAUUAAAUAUUAUAAUUAAAUUUAGACAUAAAUUGAAUAUCUAAAGAAAUAUUAGGAUGAAGCACUUACAUAAUUGAUAGAAUAAGAUGAAUAUGAUCACAUAAGAUAACUUAAUGUAGAAGUGAGAGCAGGUGUUGGAGGUAGUGAAGGUUCAUUAUUUGCUGAAGAUAUUAUUGGAAUGAUAUAGAAUUAUGCUAGUCUUUAAAAUUGGGAUUGUAGAGUAAUUUUAUAAUUUUAUUAUAAGGUAAUAUCAAUACAAAAAGAUACUUAGAUUGGUAAAGGUUGUAAAACAGGUAUUCUAUAAAUAACUGGUGAUAAUGUAUAUUAGUAAUUAAAGUGUGAAUCUGGAGUACAUAAAGUUAUUAGAGUUCCAGAAACAGAAGCUAAGGGUAGAUUACAUUCAAGUACAGCCUCUAUGAUUGUACUUCCAAAAGUAACAGAUAACUUUCAUUUAAGUGAUAAAGAUUUAAAAUAUGAAUUUAUGAAAGCAAGUGGACCAGGUGGUUAACAUGUUAAUAAAACUGAAAGUGCUUGUAGAAUCACUCAUAUUCCAACUGGAAUUUAAGUUGUAAAUAUGGAAGAUAGAAGUUAAGAGAGAAAUAAAUAAAGAGCAUAUUAAAUAUUAAGAGAUAAAUUAUUUGCUAUUCAUGUAUAAGAGAAAUAAGAAAGAAUGGCUUAAUCUAGAAAAAGUUAAGUUGCUGGAUCUGAUAGAAGUGAUAAAAUAAGAACAUAUAAUUUUCCAUAAGAAAGAAUAACUGAUCAUAGAACUAAUUUAACAAUGUAUGGUAUGGAAAAAAUGUUAUCUGGAGAAUUAUUAGGAGAAUUCAUCUAAAAAUAUUAAGAGAAAAUUCAUAAUGCAAAAUUAUAAGAUUUAUUAGAUGAAUUAUCAAAUGAAAAUAAGAAAUGAU
Messenger RNA from Paramecium pentaurelia, 1125 nucleotides. The record is from the annotation of a GenBank genome assembly. NCBI's taxonomy places the organism in Eukaryota, Ciliophora, Oligohymenophorea, Peniculida, Parameciidae.